AUGAGUGAAACUGUAGCACAACAAGAUCCAGAGCAGGAAGAGAACAGGGCACAGGGUAUAUCACCAAAUGAAGAAGGGAUUUCAGUGCCCAUUCAAGAUGAUGGUUUGGCUGUUAGCCAGUACCAUCAUAAACAUCAACCCUUCAAGCUUCAUUUGAUUCAGACCGAAGGAGAUCCAAAUCUGAGAUGGUUGAUUCUUGAUGGCGCAAGAAUUGCACGAAGUGGACAAUUCUACUGCUGUCAUAGGCUCGCCCAGGCUGUCAAGUACUUCUGGGAGAGAGGGCACAGAAAGAUCAUCAUCUGUAUCCCGGAGUGGAUGAAACUACAUAAAAAUAUUGUAAUUUGCGGAAUACAUUAUUUGGAUAAACUACAGGACCAUCUGCAGGACUUGUUGGUCUAUACACCCUUUGAAGCAAAGGAAGCCAGCUUCAUGGAAAAACUAGCUAAGAAUUCUGGUGCGCUGAUUGUUACUUUGCCAGGCCCAGACAGCUGGAGUGAACCAUACCACAGAAUUCUUCAGUUUACAUUUAUGAAAGAUUCCUUUAUGUUACCUGAUGACCCAUGUGGCAAAGAGGGACCAGAUCUUUCCACUCUGCUUCUCUCAAAAAACAAUAUAAAGGAAAUAUCUGUUAAGAUAUUGAUUAAGGACCUGCUGGGAAAAUGGGAGGACUAUUCUAACAUCUUAAAGGACUUUAAGGAACUUAACCUCUCCUUUUCUGAAGAACCAGGAAAUGAUGACCUACCACUGGUGAUUAUUGAUGGGGGCAAUGUGGCUAUGAGCCACGGCCUGAACAUAUUCUACUCAUUCUUUGGUAUCUACCGGGCUGUUCUGCACUACUGGAAUAAAGGUUAUCGUAACAUCAUUGUUUGUGUGCCAAACUGGAGAAAGAACUCUGAAUACACCGGCUAUGGCUAUGAGUAUCUACACAAACUGUCCGAGAGAGGCCUUGUGGCGCUGACUCCUAGCAUAUGUUAUGAUGAUAGGUUUAUGCUUAAAGAAGCCAAGGAUAAAACUGGUUGGAUUGUAACAAAUGAUCAAUUUAAAGAUUUUGGCAAAGAAUGGAAAGAUACUAAAAACAGAUGCAUUCCCUUUGAGUUUAAUGGAAAUCACUUCAUUCCGAUUACAAUUUCAUCUGAGAUCCAUCAAGACCCACAGAUUCCGGCAUCCAGCAAGGUGUAUAACUAUGGAAAGGCGAUUGUCCAAGAUCCUUAGAAACUUACUCUGAUAAAGGCCAAGCCUAUGCAGGAACUAGAACCAGCACCCUCAGAAGACUCAAGGGCUGAACAACAUCAGAUAUCACCACAAGAUAGUGGGGGACUGAAAAAACCCAUCUCAACAUGCCCACAGGGUCUGUCCUCAAUGUUGGAACCAGCAUGCCAACAAGCUCACCUCAACAGGCUCAGAUCCGGCCAAAGAGUAACCGACAACGUCGGAUAUAGUGGAUUAACAUGCUCACCUCAACACGCUCAGAUCUAGCCAAAGAGGAACCGACAACGACAGAAACAACAAAACAACAAGCUUACCUCAACAGGCUCAGGGGAUCUGUCAACAGCGGAACCAACAACGUUGGAAACAGUGGACCAACAAACUCACCUCAACACGAGCACAUGUGGGGUAUACUACGAAUCUCGAUUAGUGGGUUAGCGAGGUAUGUUGCGCUUAAAGUCAG
Alosa sapidissima (American shad) is the source of this 1669-nucleotide messenger RNA. Its product is annotated as NEDD4-binding protein 1-like. The transcript has 11 exons. The record is from RefSeq and is a predicted model, not a curated record. Gene Ontology annotation, cellular component: nucleus; cytoplasmic ribonucleoprotein granule. Lineage: Eukaryota; Metazoa; Chordata; Actinopteri; Clupeiformes; Clupeidae. Gene Ontology annotation, molecular function: RNA endonuclease activity; mRNA binding. The coding region runs from base 1 to 1212 and encodes 403 amino acids.